Microplitis demolitor is the source of this 790-nucleotide messenger RNA. RefSeq lists its product as uncharacterized. NCBI's taxonomy places the organism in Eukaryota, Metazoa, Arthropoda, Insecta, Hymenoptera, Braconidae. The transcript has 4 exons. Bases 132 to 542 code for a protein of 136 amino acids. The record is from RefSeq and is a predicted model, not a curated record.
AUGAGUAAAUGAGGUUAAUUUGUACUGUGUGUCAUGGUUCCACAUGUAUGUAAAUAGUAUUAAAUUCAACAAAUGUCUAUUUUUUUUUUAAAUAUCAAAACAAAAUAAAUAACGUAUAGAUUUGCUGUAAAAUGACAAAAUCACUUGUCCGCGCGAGUUUGGAAUUAAUAAAUAUAAAUGAUGACAUAAAAAAAGAUAAAAAAAAGAAGAAGAAGUCUGGUGACAUUUCAAAUCUAAUUCCUGCAAAUCAUCGCGUUAGCAAAAAAAAUAAAUCAGGGUCAAUUAUUUUCACGCAUAAUCGCAAACUGACUGUACACGAAGCGCGAAAAAAAUUAGCUGAUAAAAAAGAUCCUACUGAAGAUAACAUUGAAAAAUUAUUGUUACUCAGCAAUUAUUCCGUUGAUUCCGAUACAGCUGCGAAGUUAUUUGAACGCGCAGUGAAGAAACGUCCAGUUUUAGAAGCAGAGAAGCCUAAAGAAGAAGAGCCCACCGCAUUUACUGAAGAAGAUUUCGCUAAAUUUGAAGCUGAGUUCAUGGGAUAAAGCUGCGAUGCUGAACAGUGACCGGGAGAAGGGAAAAUUAAUAUUAAUUAUAACGUCAUUUUUUUUUAUUUACUACACUAUUUGGGUGCUUGGCCUGCCAUUUAUUGAUGACAGUCGUCUGCAAUCGUUAUUCUAUUCUCAUGAUAUUGCCUUGAUGGUACCAGCAGUCAUAGGUCUGGGUUUUAUCGGCGGUCUCAUUGCAUUCACUUGCUAUCAUCUCAGCCCUCAAAUAUUUCCAUCGAAAAAAU